AUGAUGGACCAGGCGGUGUACGGCCACCAACAGACGCUGUUCAUUCCGAUCACGCACAACGCUCCUGGUGCAUCCAAAGACGCAGGUGUCUCCGUACUAUUCGUAUUCAACGCCGAGCUGAAGCCCCUCCGGAAUAAACUGUUCCUGAUGAAGCAGAAGGAUGCUGACGAGUACGCUGACAAUGUGGUUGGUGGUUCGGAGGAUGAUGACGUCUCGCGCUGGUCGUGUUGUUCGAGAGGCGUUAGCGGUCGUGCUGGACGUGCGGCUUUGUUGGCAAACGCGUUGGCGGGCGAGCAGGUCGUGCUGGAUGUGCUGUUUCUGAGGUUGAAGACCGCGUUGUCCGCCGUGUUUUCCGAGCCGUUCAGUCUAUGA
This is a messenger RNA of Phytophthora nicotianae INRA-310, 372 nucleotides long. RefSeq lists its product as hypothetical. The transcript has 3 exons. Lineage: Eukaryota; Oomycota; Peronosporomycetes; Peronosporales; Peronosporaceae. The record is from RefSeq and is a predicted model, not a curated record. The coding region runs from base 1 to 372 and encodes 123 amino acids.